UCUCACAUUCUCUCAGGUGUCAACAAAUCACUGAGAAAGAGAAAUAUAUAGAAACAAAAAGAGAGAGAAUGGCGAAAUCAUCAUGGGCUGUUGCUUUGAUGGCUGUGGCUGCUCUAGCUGUAGCAGCUCACGAGGCUGCAGCUGCUAGGGUUAUGCCCGCAGCAGGCCUCGCCGACCAGAAGAACUACCUCAGCUACGGCGGAAUCGGCAGCUUCAGCGGCGUCGGCGACAACGGCAUGCCUUUUGGCGGAGUCGGCGGCGGGGUCGGCGCCAACGGCAUACCGGGCAUACCCGGCGGCGUUGGUGCGGGCGGCAUUAUCGGCACCACGCCUAACGGUGGCCUUGCUGGAGUCGGCGGUGUUAUCCCUGGCGGCGUCACCAGCUUCGGAGGCAACGGUGCUGGCUUCCCUGGCGUUGGCGGCGGCUUCCCUACCGUUGGUGGCGGCGGCUUCCCUGCCGUUGGUGGUGGUGGACUCCCUGGAGUUGGUGGCGCAUUCCCUUCCCCUUGAAGCAUUUUUUUUUGUUUUUGUACUAGUUAAUUAUUUUCAAAGUUGGGUUGAGUUUUAUGUAAUUGUGUUUACUUGUUUUGCUGUUUAUGGUUAUGAAUGUGUGUGGUUUGCUUAGGUUCUUAGCAUGCAUCAAAUAUUACUAAUAAUAUAAAGUUGUUGCGUACCA
This is a messenger RNA of Salvia splendens (bonfire salvia), 675 nucleotides long. Its product is annotated as glycine-rich protein 5. The coding region runs from base 69 to 509 and encodes 146 amino acids. The record is from RefSeq and is a predicted model, not a curated record. The transcript has a single exon. Lineage: Eukaryota; Viridiplantae; Streptophyta; Magnoliopsida; Lamiales; Lamiaceae.